AUGGAUCUCAGAUUGUCUGAAAACAGCCUCACAACCUUUCCCUUUGAAGAGAUGUAGAUUUCAAACAUUUUCUCUUUAUACCUUCGAAGGAACCAAUUGACAACUCUUCCCUCCAUAGUCUAUGACGUGCUUUCAUCUAUCUCUAGUGUAGAUAUCUACACCAACCCCUGGCAGUGUGACUGUAGGAUGGUUGACUUUAGACUAAAAAUGAGUGGGUCUUAUCCAUUUGAAGACCAGAUUACUUGUUCCCAACCCGACAGCCUCAAUGGUCUAAAGCUUAAAGAUGUCAGUCCUGAAGAUCUUGAGAUGUCAAACUGUGAGGAACCAACAAUUGUGAGGUUUGUGAGAGGUGACAACAUGACUUUGUAUCAUGGAGAGACUCUCCUUAUGGUCUGUGAAGCAUCGGGAAUUCCCACACCAGACAUCACAAUCACUCUCCCAUCUGGGGUGAAUGCUACUGUUGACUCCGUUGGAAGAGUGAAUGUUUAUGUGAAUGGUACAGUGACCGUAAGAAAUGUUACAGCAGCGGAUGCUGGCCUAUACACUUGUAAUGCAGAAAAUUUAGCCAACUUCACUUCUGCAUCUGCCACCCUGGUUGUAGACUUACAUGCAGUGCCCACAACUGUUUUACCACCAGUGGUGACGUCGCCUCUUGAUCGCAGUUUCACCCUACCUGUCCUCCUUGGCAGUACCUUUGGUUCAGUAGCCGGCGCUCUCCUCAUUGUUGCCAUUAUUCUCACAAUCUGGUGCAGAAGAAGCAGCAACCAGGGUCCUCCCGAAGGCCCAGGCGUUAGUGAUGUUCUUGCUGCGGACACCGAUGAUCAGGAGCAGGAUCUCACAGGGCAAACUCAGGCCCAACCUAUCAGUCCACCCUCAAAUGUGGAAAUGGCUGAGUAUCCACUAUCCAGAGAGAGCUUGGUCUGA
This is a messenger RNA of Branchiostoma belcheri (Belcher's lancelet), 924 nucleotides long. RefSeq names its product leucine-rich repeat, immunoglobulin-like domain and transmembrane domain-containing protein 3. Gene Ontology annotation, cellular component: extracellular matrix. The record is from RefSeq and is a predicted model, not a curated record. NCBI's taxonomy places the organism in Eukaryota, Metazoa, Chordata, Leptocardii, Amphioxiformes, Branchiostomatidae.